This is a messenger RNA of Candidula unifasciata, 1566 nucleotides long. NCBI's taxonomy places the organism in Eukaryota, Metazoa, Mollusca, Gastropoda, Stylommatophora, Geomitridae. The record is from the annotation of a GenBank genome assembly.
AUGAGAAGAUUCAAGUCGAACAAAGAGGACGUAAAUCUCCCGGUAGACGAUGUGUCUCUGGGAGACGUUGAGAAGGACAUUAAAGACCUACAGUCUUUUAUUGCGAACAUAAAGUCCGAACAAGAUGAAAGAAAUGAGGAUAGUAACGCAGUAAAAAGCACGCCCCCGUCAAAGCCCCGAGUGAAAAAACCAUAUAUGCGUGAAGAUUUCGAGUCAAAACGACAAAGGGACCUACUUCUGUUCGAUUUUCCCCAGGUAAACAAUAAAGUAGAAGAUAUCAGAGAUACGCUCGUUCAAGACUAUAUCAGAAAUCUGGCGUCAAUGAACCCAGAGGAGGCUUUGGGGAGUGGGAGUUUAGAUGUUCGUAAUACUGACGCGCUAAAUGAGAUUUCAUUGCAGGAUGAAAGAGAACAUUCGGGGCUUCAGUAUCCAGAACACAUAGUAGAAAGAAGUGAAAAAAUUUUUCGUGAUGGUAGCAACGAACGUGUUGCAGAGCCAAAUUCAAGAAUACCAGGACACACUUUUCAUUCAACUUAUGAAACAGGCAGAGGACAUGGAAGUCAGUAUGUACAUUCUCAGCACGAAAGAAAACCCGAAAUGCCCACCAGCAAGAAUGUAAAUAGAACCAAACUGAAAACAGAGAAAAAAAUAACAAACUCUAGAGAGGAUAAAAUACCAAAGAUGCCUCGCAAUCAGGGAGACAGCAUCCAAAGCGGCAUUGGGACAGCCAAAAAAGGACACAGGUCAAAACUGUCCGACGCAACUGUCAGCUCCGGUGAAGAAAGAAAAGCACCGCAUGUAGAUAAUAAUGGGAAAGGUUUGAUUCACGACGCCAAGGGGAUUAGAAAAAUCAACAAACUCAUUUCCAGAAUGCACAGUCGACAAAAUUAUGAUCCGCCAGGCAAACAUCAGACACGCAGGGCAGAGACUGUGAAAGGUGCUGAAACCUCAAAAACUCAAGGAGCAUCGAAGCACAAAAAUACCGUCAGCGUCCAGAAAAGAAGGGGUAAUAAGUACAGGAAACAAAACUCUCGCGGGAGAUCUCACCCCAAUCCACGCCGACCUCCCCCUCGGAGGCCAUAUCAACCACCACCAACAACCACCGAGCUGACCACCACAACGACCACCACCACAGAGAGCAGCACCUGGACAACCCAAACAGUGGACAACAGGACCAUGCAGGAGAUCGUGGACUCUGGCGUGGAUAAGAUCGAUGUGCCACUCACAGACUCAAACACCGGGCAUGCUAUUAUUCACGGUCGUCGAGACAUUGUGAUGGCAGGAGCCAUCAUGGGAGGAAUCGGGCUGCUACUCAUCAUUCUCUCUUUCGUCUACAUGUUUAUCAAUAGGAGGAAAACGCAGCAGAAGAUCACAGGCACUGCUAAAAACAACAAUAAAUCUUACCAGAGAUUCGGAACUGCGGAGGAGACAGCGAAACUCACAAAACCUCAGCACAGUUUGUUCCCUUUGUCUUCUGAUGAGGAUACAACUGAGGAGUCGGACGAGGACAGUACGAAUAACUUGACUGGGAUAAAGGGACCGUCUGGUAAAAGGAACAUUCGAUGA